AUGGCGAGCUACAAAGCGCCGGGCAGGGCGCUCGGCGUCGUCCUGGCUGUCGCGGCGCUCCUCGCCGCGGCGGCGAGUGCGGUGGACGACGAGCACAUGUACCACUGGAAGUGCUUCAAGUCGUGCACGGGGACCUGCCACGACGAGGACGCCGCCGCCGUUGACGACGUCGUCGCCGCCAAGGACGGCCACCACUCCGGCGGCAAGUGCAAGGACAGGUGCCUCAGCGAGUGCUUCGAGGACCUGCCGGCCCAAUGCUACCACCAGUGCGUCGUCACCAACUGCCUCUGCUUCCCACCCUUUAGCAAAGAGAAAACGGCGUGCCUGAAGAGCUGCUGCGAGAAAUGCUUCCACCACGGCCCGCCAGCGCCUGGUCCUGGCCCGAAGCCGCCUGCCCCGAAGCCGAGGCCGCCAUCGCCUGGUCCUCCGAAGCCGCCAACGCCGAGGCCGCCAGCGCCAAAGCCACCGACGCCCAAGACGCCGCCACCGCCCAAGAAGCCGUGUCCCUGUCCCCCCGGCAGCGACGAGGUGAACAACAACUGA
This is a messenger RNA of Miscanthus lutarioriparius, 543 nucleotides long. NCBI's taxonomy places the organism in Eukaryota, Viridiplantae, Streptophyta, Magnoliopsida, Poales, Poaceae. The record is from the annotation of a GenBank genome assembly.